CGCCAGGCGGGGCCCGCCAUGGAGCAGACGGAGCCGCCGACGGUGGGCAUCACCAAGAUCUUCCCCACCAACGUCUACCCCGUCGGCCACAUCCUCGAGUACCCGGACUCGUACUGGAACGACAGCAACCGCAAGCGCAUCACUGCCGAGGAGCAGCGCGAGCGCGACCGUCUGGCGCAGCAGGAGGAGGGCGCCGACUUCAACCACGCGCGCCGUGCCGGCGAGGUGCACCGCCAGGUGCGCCAGUACGCUCGCCGCGCCAUCAAGCCCGGAAUGAGCAUGACGGAGAUUGCCAACCUCAUCGAGGACACGAGCCGCACCAUCAACGAGGCGCACGGCUUCGACUCGGGCAUCGGCUUCCCGACGGGUCUGAGUCUCAACGAGGUGGCGGCGCACUACACGCCCAACGCAGGCGACAAGCGCAUUCUGCAGACCGGCGACGUGCUCAAGGUCGACAUUGGCGUGCACGCCUCGGGGCGCAUCGUCGACAGCGCCUUCACGCUGACGUUUGAGGAGAACAGCAUCUGGCAGCCGCUCGUCAAGGCCUCGCAGUCGGCCACCAAUGCCGGCAUCCGUGCCGCGGGUGUCGACGCGCGCCUGGGCGAGAUCGGCGCCAUCAUCCAGGAGACGAUGGAGAGCUACGAGGUUGAGAUCAAGGGUCACCUGCAGAAGAUUCGCGUGGUCAAGAACCUCAACGGCCACAACAUCGAGCGCUACCGCAUCCACGGCGGCAAGUCGGUGCCGUGCGUGGCGAUGCCCGACUACCCGCAGAAGAUGGACGAGGGCGAGUAUUUUGCCAUCGAGACGUUCGGCUCCACGGGCCGCGGCUACGUCGAGGACAAGGGCGCCUGCUCGCACUACUCGCGCAACCCGGGCAAGGUGCCGCCGAUGCGCGUGCCCUCGGCGCGCAGCCUGCUCAAGACGAUUGACACCGAGUUCGGCACCCUGCCGUUCUGCCGCCGCUACCUCGACCGCGUCGGCGAGAAGGACUACCUGCUCGGCCUGCGCUACCUCGCCCAGUCGGGCAUCGUCGUCGAAUACCCGCCGCUGGCCGACAGCCCGCGCGACGCCAACCAGUCCAUCGACGACGUGCGCACGUCACAACACGAGGAGACGAUCCGCAUCGGCGCCAGCAACGUCGAGGUGCUCUCGCACGGCAUCGACUACCCCGCCUUCUGAGC
Tilletiopsis washingtonensis is the source of this 1181-nucleotide messenger RNA. Its product is annotated as peptidase M24A, methionine aminopeptidase. Gene Ontology annotation, biological process: proteolysis. Gene Ontology annotation, molecular function: metalloaminopeptidase activity. The transcript has 6 exons. The coding region runs from base 19 to 1179 and encodes 386 amino acids. The record is from RefSeq and is a predicted model, not a curated record. NCBI's taxonomy places the organism in Eukaryota, Fungi, Basidiomycota, Exobasidiomycetes, Entylomatales.